ACGUCCUCAAGGGGGAGAAACCAGGCCAGCGCAUCAUAGACAUCAUGACCAGUGCAGAGCUCGCGGAGGAGAUGAAAGCCGCAUUGGAGUGCCAAAAAGACCGAUACCUCCCGGAUAACAUGAAAAACAGAACGGUUCUGGAAUUCACGAGAGGUGAAAUCCAGUUUUCUUCUAUAUCUGACACCGCCAGUUAAUCAUCAAGCAACUCGUCAAGCCAAUGGUCGCGGAGGUCUGAUCCUUGGCAUCCUCCUAUCAAUAUUCGCCGGUACAGCAACUUCGUCAUGGGUGAUUCGGUGGGACCAGAGGGCCUCGAUGGGAGCGGUACCUUGGGUCCCAUGCUUAAGAUCAGUAACAAGGUCUAUUGGCUGCUCAAUUGGCAUAUAUUCGAUGACAGAGGUCGGAACCAGAAGUGGAAAGAACUACGACCACCUCCAGUCAAUGCCGUCCAUCCGUCAGAGGAUGAUCUGCGACAGACUCAAGGCCAACAGCACUCCCGACUCGGAAACCCAGUUGCCUACUCUGGUCAAAUGUAUGUCACCUCGCGCGAGUCCAAGUCCAUGGCUCGAAAGUGCGCCGCUGAAGGACGAGAUCACUUUCCCAAGACCCCGCGCGUUACAACCGACUGGGUCCUGUUCGAGGCAACUUCCGAGUCGAAAGUCAAUAAAAUUCGCGGAAUCAGCAUCGAAGGGCGUUGUGACUCCUUUGGCAAAAGCAUCACCGAAACGAAGGACCCCAUGCUGCCUUGUUGCAUCCCCUCCAAGCAACCUACUUUCGUGUGCUGUACCGCUCGCACCAGUGGCUGGUCGGCCGCGCAGAUUUGUGAAACUCUCGCCUAUUUGAACCACGGCAACAACAUAGAAACCAGGGAAUGGUCGGUGCAAGCUGCAGAGACUGAAAGCGACGAAUGGAACCUGGGCGGGAUGGGCAUACCGGGAGACUCUGGGGCUGGCAUUAUCGAAUUAUUAUCAAACAAGCUGAUAGGCCAAUUGUGGGGGAGAAACGUCUACCACGGUGACAAACACCGGAUUACCUACUUCACAGCCAUAUCGGAUAUCUGCGAUGACAUCCAGGACAACAUGCCGACACAGGACCGACCGAAGCUGCCUUGCGAUGAUGCAGGGGAAGUGGAUAUGAACAGCACGCGCCGUUUCUCGUUAAACAGUAUCAGUGAGGAUCCCGAUGACCCUUCUGGUAAUUCGCACGAAAACGUGAACAGCCAGGCAGCGGAACAUUCGAAUACGUUUACGAUUCGCUCGAGUGCUCGGCCAAGCAGCAACACAGGGAGGUGCGGAGACAUUAUUGUCCAUCAGUACAUCAACGUCCCGCACGCAGCCACAUUUUGAUCAUCGGAGGCGAACUUUCAUGCUUUUUACGGCAUGGAUGCGGAAACGUAAAUGUGUUUUGACGAGUUGUUAGUCAUGGCGAGGUGAUACACGGAGUUUCUG
Molecule: messenger RNA, 1445 nt
Organism: Pseudomassariella vexata
Lineage: Eukaryota; Fungi; Ascomycota; Sordariomycetes; Amphisphaeriales; Pseudomassariaceae
Exons: 1
Coding region: 282-1343 (353 amino acids)
Source: RefSeq, a predicted model, not a curated record